UUUUACUUUGACAAGUUGGCCAGCUGUUUUAUUGUAUUUUGUUAAAUCCUCUUGAAUUUUCUCCUCUUUAUAAAACGCAAAGUAUAACAAAAUAAUCGUUCAGCGAACCCAAUUGAACAAAAACAUAAAAUGGAGCACAAGAUAAUACUGAAAUGCCGCACUUGCUUGGAGGACAAUGAAGAGGAGAGCAUGUUUGAGUUGUUCGCAGAGAAUGAACCAGACGCCAGUGGGAAACUUCACAAACUAAAACUAAAUAAAAAAAUCGAGUAUUGUUGUGGAGUACGGAUUCGCGAGUCGUCUGAUAUGCCUUCAAAGAUAUGUUGGAAAUGUUUCGAAAUGACAAGAAUGUGGUACAAUUUUCGACAAAUGUGUUUAAACUCUCAGCUCUAUUUGGAGAGUUUGUGUGAAGAUCGUAUACGUCCGGAUGGCACUGAGGAUGCAGAAUUUUUAGGGUACCUUAUGGAAGAACUACUAGUAUACCGCGAUAAAGUAUAUGAAGCUAACAACGGUCUAGAAUCUGAUACCGAUGAUGACGGCGAUGAUGAUCUGGGUUUACUUGUAGAUGAAAAUGAAGUAGAUAACCUCUAUAUAGAAACAGAAAAUGAUUUGGAUCGAAGCAUUAAAGAAGAGCCUCAGUCGAGUGAAGUCAAUAGUUACGAAACGUCAACAAUAGCCAAUGAUACAAGCGCAGAGGCAACAGAGAACUAUGCUGGAAACACACCCUUGCAAUGUGGAACGAACUUAUCUAAAAGGUAUACUUCGGGUGUUAAACGCAAGUUUCGGCCACCGAGUCCCACAUCAUAUAUGUGCUAUAUUUGUGGAAACGUUUACAAUAAGAAAGCUACCUUUGCGUAUCAUAUGUCGCUGCACAACAACGUCAAACCCCACGAGUGCGAGCUAUGCGGCAAAUCAUUUCGACAAAUAUGCGAAUUAAAGAAUCACAUGCGACGUCAUACUGGUGAAAAACCCUACAAAUGUGCACAUUGUGAUCGUCAUUUUAUAGAUCGUAGUGAGAAACAUCGGCAUGAGCGUGUACAUACAAAUACGCGACCAUAUGUUUGCAAUAUUUGCGGGAAAAGUUUCAUGUAUUCAGCCAUACUAAAGAAUCACUCCAAACUCCAUACGGGUAAAAAGGACUUUAAUUGCAUGGUCUGCCAAAAAGCAUUCACUCUUCAACAUCAGUUAAAAGCGCACUUACAAACCCUUACCCACAAACAAAAGGAAGCGCACUAUAUAUCUGCCGGAUAUGAGGUCGUCUAUGAAUAAACUAUAGUCGACUUGCCCUGCUAGUCCCCAGUUUUUCCGUAAUUUUUUGUAAGUUUUAGCUUUACGAAAUACUUAUGUAUAUAAUCUAUUUUUUUUAUAGAUGAAACAGCAUCAGCUGUAAAUAAAUUAAAACAAAUUUAGAUUAAAUAUAAACAUGAACUAACUUUUUGUAUUUGAAAAUUUUAAAUAGUUAUCAAGGAGCUUAAAAUUAUGUCCCAUAUGAAACGUGUCAGGAUUUAGAAAAUAAAAUUGAACUCAAGUUUUUAAUAUGAUCAAUUAAGAAGGAAUACAUUGUGGCUUUUAUUUAAAAAAAAAAAGAAUAUAU
Rhagoletis pomonella (apple maggot) is the source of this 1591-nucleotide messenger RNA. RefSeq names its product zinc finger protein 567-like. The coding region runs from base 130 to 1266 and encodes 378 amino acids. Gene Ontology annotation, cellular component: nucleus. Lineage: Eukaryota; Metazoa; Arthropoda; Insecta; Diptera; Tephritidae. Gene Ontology annotation, molecular function: zinc ion binding; RNA polymerase II cis-regulatory region sequence-specific DNA binding; DNA-binding transcription factor activity. The record is from RefSeq and is a predicted model, not a curated record. The transcript has 5 exons. Gene Ontology annotation, biological process: regulation of transcription by RNA polymerase II.